This is a messenger RNA of Amoebophrya sp. A120, 2299 nucleotides long. The record is from the annotation of a GenBank genome assembly. NCBI's taxonomy places the organism in Eukaryota, Dinophyceae, Syndiniales, Amoebophryaceae.
GUUGUUUAUCGUGAUUGAGCACAACUUUUUUUUCCAGUCCGCCAUUUGGCAUCGCAGCGCGCCGCAACGUUUUGCGCGCUUUGUGGUUGCUUGUUUUUGACUACGUGGCGCGAUCUUUCGUGGGCAUUUUCGGGCACUUAGCUUCAACUCGGGUCACCAGAUGUGUUUCUUUUCCGCGCACAAAAAUUUUUGACACUUGAUUUUAGUCGCUGCGCUACUGGGUUGUAGCGGGCGGGUUGAUCUGCACAAGUUAGAAAGUCACUUUCCGAAUGAGUAUUCGUAGUCAGGAGCCGGCGCAUGUGUAUUCGUAAGCUCCGUCCUUUAAUGACCAGUAACCCCUAGUAGCCAUCGCCCACGCUAGCCAGAAGAUGACGAUGAUUCUCCAAUCGAGACUGGAAUGCGUUUCGUUAAAAUGAUACUUAUUGGGAGAAACUGUCUAGAAGCGCUGCAGGAGAAACGUUCUUUGCAUUUUGCACCAGGUGCCAGCUGUUGUUCAGUUCCGUAGAAUUCUUCGCCGGAUCAGUUUUGCCCCAGCUCCGCGUUCCCGUGUUGCAAAUGCAGGUCGAAGAGAAAUAGCAAUAGGUCCCGAAAUGGAGACACUAGAACCUUAGGGCAAAACAACACCGCUGUUCGAAUCAGAAUUGCAAAUGCUCUUCGUUCUACAAAUCGCACUCCAGUAGCGCGCAUUCGCUUGUUCCGUAGAUGUUUUGCCGGAAGACGACUUACUAGAGAGGGGGAGAGAAAUUUACUGCAUCGAAAAAAAGAGAAAAGUUCGUGCAGAUAUGAGACAGAGGAAUACCCCUGUGUUUCAGGAUGCUUUCUUAGAUAACUUUUAUGGACACGAAUCGGAAGAUGAGAGAGUCGGCGAAACAGAUAUCAGAGUUGAAGCAAAUUCAUGCCCUCUAGAGUAAGCACACCGGAAGGCGACGGGUCGUCUGCCCCGAAGCGGCGCAAGGUUUUGCAGUGGCGCGACUCGCAGUACCCACCUGAUGCCUUCGCGGAUACCGCCACGGGCAGUCUCGGUCCUCGGCAAGCGCGCUUGGACAGCAUUCUGCUUUCGAACAAACCUGGCAACCGAAGGAGAACCACCGACGGUGGCGUGAGGCCGGAAAAAGCCCCGAAGAAAGAACAGCACCGCGGGCAGGCAAGUGAAGGCGUUUCCGCCGGGUCCGCGCUCGGCCCGGCACCACCCCCUCAGGCAGAAUUAUCUUCGCGCGUGUCAGGACCGACGGAGUCGGAGUCGUCCGCCCCCUCUUCGCUGUUAUCCUCGUCUGUUCCCUCCUCGAGCGCACCAGCACCGACGCCACGCCAGCAAAAUGCCGUCGCUACCGCGAAGGCACCAGAGGCACUGCCUCAGCCUCUUGCUAGAGAUGGAAGCAGUUGUGGAGGUGGACACCACGCCAAAACCGACCACUGCGAGACCUACCCAGAAGUUGUUCCAGUUCUACAGAAGCCGCCCAGAAUUGCUCUGCGAAGGUUGCCGUUCGCAGUCGACGUGGAGGGCAAGAAGAACGCAGCAAAGCAAGCUGCCGCGCCUCCACUUCUUGUCCGGAAGGGUGAAGGUGUCUCGACGGAGGGGAAAAGGCAACCGAUGGGGGCAGAUCCAGCAAGUUCCAGUUCUGGAAUGAUCUGUACUGCGACGUCGAGCAGUGCUGCUACUGCAGUGGCCCCCGCCCCUGUAAAAAUAUCAACUGCUCAUUCUGCGAAGAAGAAGCCAGGGCCUCGUCGUAAAAAGGCCCCGACAUCUUCUUCACUGGAUGGUCACGCAAAUAAGUCACAGGCCGUUGACGCGCUCGUGCAGCAGCUUUACGACAAGUCGAACACACUGAAACUGAGCCUGAAGUGGGAACCUUUCGCCUGCAUUUAUGCGGGAAUCAAACGAAAGGAAUACCGGGACGUGUCGAGCUUCAUGGAAUCCCGGCUGUUUGCGGACGCGAAAGAAAAAGUGGGGCGGCGCAGGUAUGACUUUGUGGAGUUUCUGAAUGGACGCAACUCUACCGCGCCGUUCAUGAAGCUGGAGUACAGGGGUUUCGAGAAGAAAACCGUGGCCCUUCCGCACACCUACGACGACCGAGCGACGAACGGCAAGGCGUGCGUGACGAUCCCUCCGGGCACGUUUUACGUAAUCCACUUAGGUGAUUUGCUCGAAACGAGGAAUGUCCCGCUCGAGAAGUUAGACGAUGUCUUGCUCGCGACUCUAGAUCCAGGCACGAAGCAGGAACUCUUGGCCAAGGAACCCUAGCGACAAUAAUUGUUUAUGGUGUGCGAAUCUCCUAAAGCAUCCGAUUUUUCUCAUGAU